AUGACAGAAUUCUAUGAUUUAGCACCUCUAGAUAGCAAGUGUAAUCCUUUUCCAUUUCAACAAUUCAAAGGUAAAGUUGUGUUAAUUGUAAAUGUGGCCUCUAGAUGUGGGUUCACACCUCAAUAUGCAGAACUAGAAGCUCUAUACAAGAAAUAUAAUGACAAAGGUUUAGUGGUCCUUGGGUUUCCCUGUAAUCAAUUUGGUGGUCAAGAACCUGGAAGUGCUGAAGAUAUUGCAAAAUUUUGCUCGAUGAACUACGGUAUAACAUUCCCCAUACUACAAAAAAUUGAUGUGAAUGGUAGAAAUGAAAACCCUGUCUACAAAUUUCUUAAAAGUAGGAAAGCAGGCUUACUGGGGUUCAGAGGUAUAAAAUGGAAUUUUGAAAAAUUUCUGAUAGACAGUGAAGGAACUGUUCUUGCGAGAUAUCCUUCUUUGACUAAACCGAUGUCUAUCGAACCAACCAUUGAAAAUCUAUUGAACUUAUGA
Molecule: messenger RNA, 486 nt
Organism: Kazachstania africana CBS 2517
Lineage: Eukaryota; Fungi; Ascomycota; Saccharomycetes; Saccharomycetales; Saccharomycetaceae
Gene: HYR1
Product: peroxiredoxin HYR1
Exons: 1
Coding region: 1-486 (161 amino acids)
Biological process (GO): response to oxidative stress
Molecular function (GO): glutathione peroxidase activity
Source: RefSeq, a predicted model, not a curated record